CACUUUAACUUUGUAGCAGCGCGUCGAGAAAACUUCGGAGCAAUUUUUUUCAUUUUAUUAAAAAAAAAAUUAAUAUUGUAAAGUCAAGGAAAGCACAAACAGCAGAAUCAAAAAAAGUUGACAAACAUAAACAAUACAAAAUAACAGUGCCGCUAUAAUUAUUAAGUUAAUUAAAAGGACAAAAGAAUAUUCGAUUGAAUAUAUUGAAUACAUAGUGUAAAGUGAAAAAGAAAAAGGUGUACUACUGCUGGUCAGAAAUAAGAAAUUCUACUUCAGAAAUAAAUUUAACAAAAACUAAAUAAAAAAAAAAUAAAUAAAAAAAAUAGAAAAUUAAGGGAAAACAAAAAACUUAAAAGAUUAAAAAAUUGUGAAGUUAAUAUAUUUUUAGAGUAAACUAUUGAUAGGAUAAAGACCCCCUCGAUGUUGAGCUUCUUUGGAGGCAUCGUCGCCGCCUCUGCCGCUGCUAAAAUUAUUGUAACUGCCGCCAAGGAACGACAUGGAAAGCAUUUGUAGACUCUGCUUUCAACCAGCAGCGUUGUUUCAAGUACCCGGUUAUAAUAUACCUACCUGUGUUAAGUGCUCUGAACAUUUAACUGCAAACGGUUUUUAUCCCUCGGUUCGUGGAGACGGUACAACUGUUGCAACUACAGCUACAGCUGGUGCAACACAAUUGAGUAACGGCAAUAACUCUGUAACUCAACAGCAGCAACAAAUCCAAACUCAACAAAACCAACAACAGCAGCAACCACAACAGCAACUCCAAUCAACAAGUUCUUCCGAAAAUUUACAGGACGAUUCUAAGGAUCAGCAAAACCGCCGCCAAAAUCAACAAAACGGUUCGAAAAAAAACGUUACCAUGUCCUCCUUUGAAUUGGAGAAGACCAUACAACAUUUAGACGUUGAUUUAAUUUUCAACGAAGAGGGCUCCUGUCCUCUCUGCAACAAAACAUUUUCACGUAAAUCCUCGCUUUUGACACAUAUUCGGAAUCAUGCAGCCGAACGGAAAUAUGUUUGUACAUACUGUCAUAAAGGAUUUACUCAAGCUGCCAAUUUAAGAAAUCAUGAGCGCAUUCAUACAAAUGAUCGACCUUAUACUUGCGUCGAUUGUGGCAAAACUUUUACUCAGAUAACCAACCUUAAUAAUCAUCGUCGCUUGCAUACUGGAGAACGUCCUUUUGUAUGCAUUGAGCCAGAAUGUGGACGUUCGUUUGCACAGGUUACCAAUUUGAAUAACCAUAUGAAAACACAUCAUAAAGUUCAGCAAUAUUGUUGUAAUCAAUGUCCGAAAAAGUUCACGCAGGUUACCUCACUAAACCAACAUUUGCAGGCUCAUGCCGGAAUAACGGGUUAUUAUUGUCCGCGCUGCCCAGAGAAGACAUUCAAACAGCAGUCGCAAUUGCAUACACAUAUGAAAUCGCACGGAUUGGCUUUUCCAUUUGAAUGUUCAAAAUGCGACGAGAAAUUCCUGCAGCAGGCACAUUUGGAUCAACAUUUGAAAAUGCACGAUGAAUUUAAAUUCAAAUGUGAUAUUUGUCCAAGCUCUUUUAAUCAGGAGUCGUUGCUUAAGAAGCAUGUGCAACGACAUGUAGAGGGAAGGUGCUGGCCAUCUAAAUACUUAACAUGUCCUGUGGCUAAUUGUAAUGAAGCUUUUGCAGUGCGUCAACAUUUAUCAAAACAUUUAUUAACAAGUCAUUCGCACAAUGAGCUACCACCGCCAAAGCGUUCAAAGAAGUCAAUUACAUUACAACCACCUCAACAACCGGUAACAAUGAUUGGACAACCUCUAUCAAUACAACAUUCGACGGGUCAACGUGGUCGUCCGCCAAAAAAUAAGAACAAGACACAAAAUGCGACCACAUCAUCUGCAAUAAAAAUUGAAAUUAACGCACCUUUGCAUAAUCAACACGUGAUCAGUAACGCCAGUGGCCUAUCUAUACAACAACAAAUAAAUCAGCAUAUGCAGCAACAACAACAAUUGCAACAACAGCAUCAGCAACAACAACAUCAUUUAGGACUUGGUAAUCCAGUUAAAGUACGUUUCAUACCAACCAAGUAAGAGUAAACGUUAAUAAAUUAGUAUAUAUUAUAAUGAAUAUCCUCAGAGCAGGGUAAGUACAUAAACACACAAUUAAUAUUAAAAACAACAAAUAAAAUAAAAAGGAUAAAGUAAAUUAUAAAAAAAAAAUUUGAAAGUAAGAUAAACUGAGAGUGCAACCGCAAAAAAUUAUGAAAAAAAUGAAU
Messenger RNA from Teleopsis dalmanni, 2241 nucleotides. Its product is annotated as zinc finger protein 391. Gene Ontology annotation, molecular function: RNA polymerase II cis-regulatory region sequence-specific DNA binding; DNA-binding transcription factor activity. Gene Ontology annotation, cellular component: nucleus. Bases 497 to 2056 code for a protein of 519 amino acids. Lineage: Eukaryota; Metazoa; Arthropoda; Insecta; Diptera; Diopsidae. Gene Ontology annotation, biological process: regulation of transcription by RNA polymerase II. The transcript has 9 exons. The record is from RefSeq and is a predicted model, not a curated record.